This is a messenger RNA of Cyprinodon tularosa, 3381 nucleotides long. It is a transcript of the gene ano11, whose product is annotated as anoctamin 11. Gene Ontology annotation, molecular function: protein dimerization activity; chloride channel activity. NCBI's taxonomy places the organism in Eukaryota, Metazoa, Chordata, Actinopteri, Cyprinodontiformes, Cyprinodontidae. Gene Ontology annotation, biological process: chloride transmembrane transport. The transcript has 24 exons. The record is from RefSeq and is a predicted model, not a curated record. The coding region runs from base 164 to 2812 and encodes 882 amino acids. Gene Ontology annotation, cellular component: plasma membrane.
GAUCCAUUACGGUACUCCACAGCUAAUGCAGUGGAGCUGGGGUUGGGGGGGCUUGAUGGAUACUGAGAUGAAGAGGAGGAAGAGGACAAUGGAAGCACAGACUGUUGAAAAUCCCCCAGCCUAAUUUUCACUGGAGACAAGCAAAACAAGCAUCUUUUGAAUCAUGAUAAAAAAGAGCUGGGAGCUGCGGAUGGGAGACAGGGAACACCUCCUGGAUACGGACACUGGAGGAGAAACACACACCAUAGACGUCUACGGCAGUCUGCAGAAUGGGGGCUUUUUCCCACCUGCAUGUUUUUCAGAGGAUGAUCUCCGCUGCGAAGAUCCAAUUCACAUGUGCUGUAUGGCAACAGAUAACCAAACAGCUUUAAAGAAGGGAAACUACUUCAAAGAUGGAAGAACCAAAAUUGAUUUUGUGCUGGUGUGGGAGAUCCGAUCACGCCGCAAGCAGCGAGGGAAGGGGAAAAGCAACAGGACUGGUGAGGAGAGGGAGUCUGCACAACUGGCAGAGUGGAGGGACAGGUUUGUCCAUAAUCUGCAGAGUGUCGGGCUGCUGUUGGAAAAGGAGGAAACAGCCAAUGAAAAGAAAACCAUCCAUUUUCUUAAGGUCAGCGCCCCCUGGGAUGUGUUGGUGUAUUAUGCAGAGGAACUCUGCCUCCGAGCUCCACUGCAGGCCCAGCAACAUCUGGACCUCAACACAUCUUCUGUGGUUCUAAAAAAACUGUCUACACCCAACAUAAUGAUGGAAUCAGUGCCAAACAGGCCUCUGGACUAUUACACCUGCGCCUUCCGCAAGUCAAAGAUGAACAGGUUCCUCGGCUCUGAAGACCAAGAGAGCUACUUUACUAAUACUCAGAGACACCAGAUCGUUUAUGAGAUCCUAGCUCGGACUGUGUACGGCAAAAGGAAGAGGACAGAGGUGGGGGUGGACAGACUAGUAAACGAAGGGGCCUACUCAGCAGCUUAUCCUCUGCAUGAGGGUCCUUUCAAGCUUCCGGGCUAUGAGACACAUCCUGAAGAGCUGAAUCAGAGGCAGGUCCUGCACUACUACUGGGCUCGCUGGUGCAAAUGGUACAAGUAUCAACCACUGGAUCACAUUAGGGAGUACUUUGGAGAGAAGAUUGCCCUCUACUUCGCUUGGCUUGGUUUCUACACAGCCUGGCUGCUGCCAGCAGCCAUAGUGGGAACACUGGUUUUUGUGUCAGGAAUCAUGCACAUGGACACCAACACCCCAGCGGAGGACAUCUGUACCAGUGGUGCAAAGUAUCCAAUGUGUCCGCUCUGCAAAACAUGUGAGGCCUGGAACAUGUCUGAUAUCUGCACCAUGGCCAAGUUGGGGUACCUGUUUGACCACCCUGGUACCGUCUUCUUCAGUGUAUUCAUGUCCUUCUGGGCUGUGACCUUCCUGGAGUUCUGGAAGAGAAAGAUGGCCACUCUGGCUCAUCACUGGGACUGCAUGGACUUCCAUGAGGAAGAGGAGCGUCCUCGACCUGAGUUUGCUGCCACGGCGCCGACGGUGGAAGAAAAUCCAGUGACUGGAGUCAAAGAGCCAUACUUUCCAGAGAAGACGAGGCUGUCUCGCAUGUUCACCGGCUCCAUGAUCAUCAUACUGAUGCUAUGUGUUGUUAUAAUCUUCCUGGUGACGGUGGUCAUGUGUCGAGGGGUCAUCAGCGUGAUGAUGUACCAAAGCGGGAGCCCUGUGCUGCGUACUGAGGCUGGGACUAUAGCGAACAUCUGCAGCAGCAUUGUCAACCUGGGCUUCAUUCUGUUCAUGGGGCAGAUUUAUACAGCCUUAGCCGAGCAGCUCACUAAAUGGGAAAUGCACAGAACACAAACCCAGCAUGACAACGCUUUCACGCUCAAAGUCUUCAUCUUCCAGUUCGUCAACUUCUACUCGUCUCCCUUCUACGUUGCUUUCUUUAAGGGAAGGUUUGUAGGCUACCCCACAAACUAUGGAACCUUAUUUGGGAUGAGAAACGAAGACUGUGGUCCUGGUGGGUGCCUCAUUGAGCUGGCUGAACAGCUCUUUAUCAUAAUGGUGGGAAAGCAGCUCAUCAACAACAUUCAGGAGUUCAUUAUACCAAAAGUAAAAGCCUGGCGGCAGAAGAGAACCUUGGCCAGCGUGUUGGGAGAUAAUGAGACAGGCGAGGCGAGGCGCUGGGAGGAAGACUACAAGCUGGUACCUUGUGGAGGCCUGUUUGAGGAAUACCUGGAAAUGGUCCUCCAGUUUGGGUUCAUCACAAUCUUUGUGGCAGCCUUCCCCCUUGCACCGCUCUUCGCCCUCCUCAACAACUGGGUGGAGAUCCGCCUGGAUGCCCAUAAGUUUGUGUGUGAAUACCGCCGACCGGUGGCAGAGAGAGCCCAGAACAUUGGAGUUUGGUUCAACAUUUUGGAAGCCUUGUCCCAUCUUUCUGUCAUUGCCAACGCUUUUCUUAUCGCCUUCACUUCAGACUUUCUGCCUCGCUUGCUCUACCAGUAUAAGUUCAGUGACGAUCUGAAUGGAUAUGUUAACUUCACCUUGGCUUAUGCACCACUCAACUACACUGACUACCCGAGGUGCAGAUACAAAGCAUUUAGAGAUGACAAUGGAGCUUAUACACUCUUCUACUGGGAGCUUCUUGCCGUCCGACUUGGCUUCAUCAUUGCAUUCGAGCAUGUUGUGUUUUUUGUCCUGCGAGCCAUUGACUGGAUUGUUCCUGAUGUCCCUGAAUCUUUGGAGCUGAAGAUUAAGAGGGAGCGUUACCUCGCCAAGCAAGCCCUGGCUGAGAACCAAGAAGCACUGUUGCAAGCGACUCGUUCCUUGGAUUCCUGAGUCAGGACUGAAAAGGAAUGCUACGAAGGAAUUUUCGAGAAGAAACUUCUUUACAUCUGAAACUGUCUUUUUUUUAUUAUUAUUGUUUAAAAGUCAAAUGCCAAGCAAAUGAGAUGAUCCUCUAUUUUAUAGAUAUUGCUCCACACAUACUGAGAAAAAGAAAACUAAAGUCAUUUUAGCUUCCCAGCUUUUUCACCAGGAUUUUUAUCUUUAGUUAGCAGAUGUUUGAUCUAUAUAAAUAAUAAGUACCUUCAAGGCAUUUAUUCAAGCAUGAGGAAAAAAACAACAAUCUGAAUCUCUGUUUGAGGAUUAGCUUGUUAAUGACAACCAGCAGCUGCAGCAUGUAUAUCAAUGAGAGGUGUGUAGUGCCUGGAAAAGUAGUUGCACCCAAACACCUCCAUGUUUUUAAGUGAGAUUUUAUUAGAGAACACACAGUAGUGUGUAGCUGUGAAAGGGAAAUUGAAUGGUUUUAAAAGUAAAAAAAAAACAAACUGAAAAGUGUGGCCUGCAUUUUUAUUCAGCUCCCUUUACUCCAACAUUUACGGUAUUUCCCGAACUAUAGAGCACAC